Molecule: messenger RNA, 281 nt
Organism: Alligator sinensis (Chinese alligator)
Lineage: Eukaryota; Metazoa; Chordata; Crocodylia; Alligatoridae
Product: phospholipid-transporting ATPase IB-like
Exons: 3
Coding region: 25-270 (81 amino acids)
Source: RefSeq, a predicted model, not a curated record
UCUUGCAGGCUUAUUUCACAAAGCAUGUCUCUCAUCUUGGUGAAUGAAGAUUCUUUGGAUGCAACCAGGGCUGCCCUUACACAGCACUGCACAAACUUGGGAGAUUCACUAGGCAAAGAAAAUGAUAUUGCCGUGAUUAUUGAUGGCCAGACACUGAAGUAUGCUCUCUCGUUUGAGGUCAGGCAGAGUUUUCUGGACUUAGCACUGUCCUGUAAGGCAGUCAUCUGCUGCAGGGAACUUGAAGAUCCUUUGGUGCACAGACUAACAUAAAAGCAGCUAUG